Messenger RNA from Stegostoma tigrinum, 6504 nucleotides. It is a transcript of the gene epb41l5, whose product is annotated as erythrocyte membrane protein band 4.1 like 5. The transcript has 16 exons. The record is from RefSeq and is a predicted model, not a curated record. NCBI's taxonomy places the organism in Eukaryota, Metazoa, Chordata, Chondrichthyes, Orectolobiformes, Stegostomatidae. Gene Ontology annotation, cellular component: cytoskeleton. Gene Ontology annotation, molecular function: cytoskeletal protein binding. Bases 196 to 1662 code for a protein of 488 amino acids.
GGAUUAGGUUAAUUUGAAGAGGAGGUGCUGCAUGUGUGUGGUUUGUGUGCAGCACAGGGGCGAGCUGUAUCUCGGUUACAUUGUGUUUCGGGAAUUGUUACUUUUUGAAACAAGAAUCGGCGACUUUGCUGCGAGUGAUCAGGCGGAGGGUGGGGGGGCGGUGCUGGGGAGUUUGCAGCUGGAGCCGUGGGGAAAAUGCUGGGUUUACUGAGGAGGACUCUCGGUCGCCGCACGGUGCGCCGGCACGCUGACCGGGAGAAGCAGAGGGAAGCACAGCGAUCAGGGAUCCACAUCCCCGCGGCCGGAGACUCCAAAUCCAUCAUCACCUGCAGAGUCUCCCUCCUGGACGGCAGUGAUGUCAGCGUCGAUCUACCGAAAAAAGCGAAAGGCCAGGAACUUUUUGAGCAAAUCAUGUACCAUCUCGACAUCAUUGAGAAAGACUACUUUGGCCUUAGGUUCAUGGAUUCUGCCCAAGUAGCGCAUUGGUUGGACAACACCAAGAGCAUCAGAAAGCAAGUGAAAAUUGGUCCACCGUACUGCCUUCAUUUGAGGGUGAAGUUUUACUCCUCUGAACCAAAUAAUCUUCGUGAAGAGUUAACAAGGUACUUAUUUGUACUACAAUUGAAGCAGGACAUCCUGAGUGGCAAGUUAGAAUGCCCUUUUGACACAUCAGUCCAGCUGUCAGCCUAUGCCAUUCAGGCUGAAGUGGGUGACUGCGAUCCCUUGGAGCAUGGUCCAGACUUUGUGUCAGAGUUCAGAUUUGUGCCAAACCAGACUGAAGAAAUGGAACUCGCCAUCUUUGAGAAAUGGAAAGAAUGCAGGGGUCAGUCACCAUCUCAAGCGGAAACAAACUAUCUCAAUAAAGCCAAAUGGCUGGAGAUGUAUGGAGUGGACAUGCACAAGGUCAAAGGAAGAGAUGAAAAUGAGUACAGCCUGGGCCUGACCCCAACAGGAGUCCUGGUAUUUGAAGGUGAAACAAAGAUUGGACUCUUUUUCUGGCCAAAGAUCAUCAAACUGGAAUUUAAGAAAAGCAAGCUAACUCUUGUAGUAGUGGAAGAUGAUGAGCAGGGGAAGGAACAAGAGCACACCUUUGUAUUCCGACUGGAUCACCCGAAGGCUUGCAAACACCUCUGGAAGUGUGCUGUGGAACACCAUGCAUUUUUCCGACUUCGGGGACCUGUCCAGAAGAAGUCCAACCAGAUAGCCUUUGUGCGGAUGGGCUCUCGGUUUAGAUACAGUGGCAGAACGGAAUACCAAACCACCAAAAUCAGUAAACCACGACGUCAAGUGUCUUUUGAGCGGCGGCCUAGCAGACGCUACUCGAGAAGAUCAACACAGCAGAGAGCGAAUCCUUUCAACAGAAACUUGGAACCGAGUUCUCACAAUAAUGCAGCAAACCAGAAACCUCCCUCCCAGACGGCAGUGGUGAAGUCAGCCAUCCCUGUUACAGCCUCAUUACCCAGUGCCACUGGACCGAUUGAAAUAGAGAACCUUCCCAGAAGCCCAGGCCUGAACCAAUCUGAGAAGAGGAGGCCGGUCCAGACUGAUGGCUCGCAACCCACAGGACGAUCAUGGGACUCGCAGGCUGUGCCCUCUACCGUGGACAGAAACUACACUGAGUUUGUGUAUGAGCACAAUCUGAAGAACUCAGCAGAGCAGUAAAAAAAACAAUCAAUGCCAACCUUUGUAUUGCCAGCUCAAGGAAAGGACAUUUUGAGCUGUCGUUCCUCGGUGAUUAGUACACAGUGACUGUGGGGCAGGUGGAGAGGACCUGCCCAGUGACAAUAUGCUGAGUGCCUUGUACAUAGAGCGGGAUGGGGAGGAGUUUUGCAGCAGUAUGGGGUUGGAAAAUGCAAUGUUUGUUGGAAUCUCCUGGUGACGUACGCCUGUCUAAGAAAGAAUGCCGUAUACUUCCUUUGUCAACCAGCAUUCAAACCAAGUGAGACAAAGUGAUGGUUUUGUUAGAAUUAAAUACCUUUUUCUCCCCAUGUGUGAAAUGCCCCUUCCUCCCUCAAACUCUGGACUUGUUUAGAGAAUUAUACCGCUCUACAAUUAAUUGGAUCCAAUCUUCAUGUCCCCUCCUAUAUUUAGCAAUUUGUGCAGACCUAGCCUCCAGCGACGACAUUGUUUCAUUAUUCUUCAAAAUCCCAAAAAGGUUUUAUCGUAAUUAUUCAUGGGAUUCCUAUGGCGGUGUGUUGGUGGUGGGAGAAUAACAUUUAGAUAUGCAUUAACCUCUGGUUAUUGAGCAGGAGAGCUGUGCAGAAAGUAGAAUGGUAACUUCAACAGUAGCAAUAAAAUGUGAGGCUGGAUGAACACAGCAGGCCUAGCAGCAUCUCAGGAAUUCCCACUAUCACUUCAACAACAGCCUCAUGUUAGCCCUGGGUUUUCAAAGGUAUGGUUUCUUGAAAAUUACAAUUUGACAGCCCAAUGUUCAGCAGUGUCUGUGCCUGUUGCUGUCACCUGCUCCCAUCCUACAUCGUGAAUUGUUAUUAAAAUGCCUAGAGUCAAAAAUGGAAAUUGCUGGAAAAGACCAGCAAGUCUGGCAGCGUCUAUGGACAGAAAUCAGAGUUAACAUUUUUGGGUAAGUGCCUCUUCUUUAGGUGUGAUUUCUCUUCACAGAUGCUGCCAGAUCUGCAGAGCUUUUCUAACAAUUUCUGUUUUUGUUUCUGAUUUCCAGCAUCUGCAGUCCUUUCGGUUUUUAAAAUGUCUAGUAUUGUUUUCUUCAGAAGAAAUGCUUUUCUGUCACUUGAAUGCAGAGAUUUCUGUCUUUAAACCUUUUUUUCAAGUGAAGCAGUAAAGCUUUAUUCCUCUGCACCUUCAGACCCUUUGUUUAUCGAUUUUUUUUUUAAGGGGCAUCAGGUGGUGAGACGGCAGCUUGUGUAGCAACGAGUGUUUUGCAGCACUGUGCUUUGUUAAAAGCUGAAGUUGUCAUGGACAUACUGGACCACAGCGCUACUCUCUCUCAAGUGAGAGACAGACACGACCGAGGUUCGUUUAACUUGAGAGCCAAACAGCUAACUGACCCCAACCGUGUGCUUCGAGAGAGAAGCUGACUGCUCUCCCUGAUAGACACGAAUCUUGACAUGAAGUUGAGUGAUGCUUUGCUUUUUGUAAAAAGGGAUUAAGGGUUUGGAGAAAGGAGGAGAAAAACAUGGCUGUGGUGCACCUGUACAUGAGCUGGGUGAUGUACAACUUGAGUACUUUACUAACGAAGGGUCUUAUUAACUGUGCCUAGUAUUUACUGAUCAAAUGUUGUUCUUUAUCCUACGUUGCUCUUAGUGAUAAAGUCUUUUUCAAGGUUUUUGGAAUUGUAAUCAUUACUUUGUUGACUUCAGUUUAGCCUCUAACACUGAGGUGAUGUGAAGAGUUUGUUUGAUGUCUAUAAAGUGAAUUUUGCAACCAUAUUUGAUUAUUGUGCUGUAUUUCUUUUGCUGCUUUAGAGCAGGGAAACACGAGCUUGGGCUUAUUUUUUAGAGCCAACUACAUGUCGUUGACUUGCAUGUCUCAUGGGAAUGUUGAUUCUAACAGUUAAUGUAUUAACCAUCUGAGGUGUGCAGAUCUAAAAGCUAGCCUGCCAAAACUCAGAGACCUGAAAAAUUCAACAGGCAUAAACCAGCAGGAAGUUUUAACUAAACAUUGAAUUGGGUCACUUGAGGUCUAAGGGCUGGAUUGCAAGGUGUGGAGGUACCAGUGUUGGACCAGGGUGGACAAGGUUAAAAAUCACAUCAGACCAGGUUACAGUCCAACAGGCUUAUUUGAAGAUACAAACUUUCAGACACCUAAUGAAAGGAGGAAAGCUUGUGUCUUCAAAUAAACCUCUUGCACUAUAACAUAGUGUCAUGUGAUUUCUGACCUGGAUUACAAGGGCGUGGAGCUGCACAUUGUAAACGCGCACAGACUGAAGUUUUACAGAGAAGUGCCAGGCCAGGUCAUAUCACAAGUUGGUUACCUUUUGACUGAUCUGACCUUCGACCUUCUAAUGGAAACUCAGCCUUCCCUCUCCAGAGACGACAACUACUCAUCGCUGAGAUGGACCAGUCAUCUUUAUUUCAUUUAAAUACUUACUGAUGUACUUACUUUAGGAGUAGAUGUGGAAAUCGAUUGGAAUCCUGGCCUGUUGCCUGUGACUUUGCGAACAAGGUUUUCCAUAGUGAUAUUCCGGACAACAUUCAUGCAUAGACACAGUGACAAAACCUUCAAAAAGCUUGUCAUUGCCUGUAACAUGCUUCAAGACAUUGUACGGUUGUGAAAGGCAUUAUGUAAAUACAGGUCUUUUGAAAGUUCUCCAUUCUCUGAAUUGUUGCCUUUUACAAUGUGAUGCCAUGAUCCAGACAGCUACACAUUCAAUAUAAAUAGAGACAAAAGAAUCAAAUCUCCCAUCGACUCAUAGUUUUGAUGGUGCAUCCCGUACUUGUAAAAAGGAAGGUGUACACUGGUAUGAUGCCUUUCAUAACCUUAGAAGCACAAACAGCAAAGUAUAUAAGGGUUGGCUAGCUCAGUUCGCUAGAGUAUGGAGCAAAAUGAUGGCGACAAAGUGGAAUCAAUCUUUGUAGUUCGUGGAGGCCUGCUACCUCAUUGUACCACAUGCUUGAUGUGAAGUGGUGUCCCUCAGACUAUGUAAUAAUUGUCUCCUUCUAAUGAAGAGAAACAUCUGUGAUCCUUUGUGGAAUAUGGCAGGUUACCAUAUCUUCAAAUGAGCUGUUUUUCCAGUUGAGAACUUUAAGUGUAGUCAGUGUCGUCAUGGAGGAGAUUACAAAGGGGGCAUCAAUUUGAGAACAGUUGAUCAUAUAAGAACGUAUAUCAACACAUAAAUACUGUGGCUACAAGAGUAGGUCAGAGGCUAGGAACCUUGCAGCAAGUAAUUCACUUCCUGACUCCCCAGAGACUGUCCACCAUCUACGAGGCACAAGUUAGGAGUGUGAAGAAAUACUCCCCACCUGCCUGAUUGGGUGCAGCUUCCAACAAAAAGUCUGACUCCAUCCAGAACAAAGUAGCCUGCUUGAUUGGCACCACAUCCACAAGCAUCCACUCCCUUUGAUGCCACCGCUCAGAGGCAGCAGUGAAUGCUAUCUACAAGGUGCACCGGAAGAGUUCAUCCAAGCUCCUUAGACAGCACCUUCUGAACCCAUGAUUCACUUCUACAUAGAAGGACGAGGGCAGCAGAUGUGUAGGAACAACACAGUUGCAUGUGCCACUCCCCAUCCUGACCUGAAAAUAUAUUGCAUUUCUUUCACUGUCUCUGAGUCAAGAUUCUGGAACUCCCUCCCUCAGGACAGUGUGAGUCUAUGUGCACCAAAUGGACAGCAGCAGUUCAAGAAGGCAGCUCACCCACACCUUCUCGAGGGCAACUAGGGACGGGCAAUAAAUGCAGCAAUGCCCAUAUCCUGUGAAAGAAUUUUUUAAAAGUAGCCAAUAAUAUGACAUGUUUUUUACUCCUUCAUUAUUGAAUUGUAUUUGACAUAAACUGUCAAAAGUCACACAGGAUAUGUCCUCUUGAACAAGGCAGUGGAGACUUGCCAUUUUCCAUUGAGUCUGUAAAGAUCAACCACUUUAGCAAAGAGUGUAGGUAAUGAAUGGGUUUUGAUAACACAGCCCAUGUAUUUGAAGGAUGCAAUCCAGAUUCAGCAGCAUGUCAACUAAAAAUAGGACACUCAUCGGUUUGUGUCCCUUUAGAGGUAUUGCAUUUGUGAUUGAAAGCAUUUUUCAGAUGGAUUUCAUCUGGAAAUUCUCAGCAAAUAUCUCCAGGAAAACCCUUCCAGCUCAGCCACACCUGGGAGUGAGAGAGAGAAAGAAAAACACUUUUGCACAUCUCACUGAUUCAAUCUGAUUCAAAACUAGCUGGGGUCUUCCAACUUUUUGAAGAAGACUGCUUUAAGAAGUUGCAGUCCAUUCUCAUUAAUGAGUUCAGUCGGGCCUCAGCAGAUGAACGCCACCAAAUCCCACUGCUGACAGCUCACAACACCAACAAUACAUUAAGAAGCAAUUUACUGGUCCCUUGCAGUUAAGAUUUUGUAUUUUCAUCAUUGCCGCUCCACUUCUCUACUGUUUGCAGAGUUUUAUUGCAGAAAAUGGUUUGAACAGAGGAGAAAUAAAACCAAUUAAUGUUUUAAUUUUUCAAUUGUGCUCAAGAUAAGUGCUGUUCUGCUCCAGCCCAACUGGAACUUUAUAUAUAACUGUGUUCUCAGGCACCAGUGAGAGGUGAUUUAUAUGUAUCCUCCCUUCAGAAUUUGAACAGCCAUUUCUGAAGGUAGGAGCCAUUUGGCUGAUUUCUCCUCGUCGAUAAGUUCAUUGCUGCACUGCUGCUGCUAGUAGAAUGCCAAAGGCAAGAAUGUGAGUGUCAUGUGAGCAGAAAAGUUUGCAAAUGUAUCGGAUCCCCUGAGGAGCGAUACUGUCUCUGUUGGAGUGAUGAAUGGUCCAGUGCCUUCUGUUUCCCUUUCCAACUCCCCUCCAGGAUGUGCGUGUCAUUGACUGGACCAGCAUUGCCUGUCCUCAUUUACCCUUGAG